CGUCUGCAAGCCUACUGUCGACGACGACGGCCAGUGUGUAGCAGGUUUUUUUUAAUUUUAAUUUUUUUAUUAUUAUUAUUUUAAAUUUUAUUAUCAUCGUCAUCGUCGUCUUCGUUGUUUUAGUUGUUAUUGUAGCUGUUGUUAUAAUUGUCGUUUUUCUAUUAUUAUUAUUACUACUGUUAAUUUUAUUAUCAUUAUCGUCAUCGUUAUACCACUGUAUUAUCAUAAUUCGGUCGGCCGACGACAAGCACCUGACCACUGCUGCAAGUUUUUGUCGUCGUCGUCAUUAUUUCGUAUUUGUUUUUAUUUUUUAAAUAAUUCUUUUGUCCGUUCUGUGUAUUCGCGUUCGCCCAUAAAUCGUACACGUUAUCGUAAUAUACAACCCGUAAAAUAAUAUUUUAUUGUCGUGUCACCGUUUUCUGCUGCCGUUUUACGAGUGCUCGGAAUAUCGUCGACAAAACUGACUGUAGACCGAUAUGUUGGUGCGGUCGCGUCCCGAAAUGGAUUGCGAUGGAUGUGUGCGGGCGCACCGUGCACCGUCGUCAGCGCGGCACUGAGACAAAAGGUCCAACGACGAUUGCCAGACGAAUGGACGGAAAAAGAUUGACGGUUGACGGUCCGGUGUCCGGUUGAUGGCCGCGGAACGCAAUGCGGGCACCGGAUUCGAAAACAACAGCUGCGGCGGCCCGCGGCUGCCACCAAUCGGUGCGGCGGUGCGGUGGACGGCCGCGGCCGCCGCGGCCGCCGCACAACCGGACAGUCAGAAGGAGAUCAGGUUCCCGGUCACAAAGCAGCCACCACCGUCCGCGCCGGCGCAGGCGCAGGAGCUGUACCGGCGGUUGCACAGCAGAUCGCUGUCGUCGCUGCCUCCCGAGCCGUUCAUGAUAAUGCGGUCGAAGGCCCUCAACCGAAGAGUGUGCAUAAACGUGGGCGGCGUCAAGCACGAAAUACUAUGGCGGACCCUGGAGCGGUUACCGCAUACCAGGUUGGGUCGGUUGAGGGACUGCAACACGCAUGAGGCAAUAUCCGAGCUGUGCGACGACUACUCGUUGGCCGACAACGAGUACUUUUUUGACAGGCACCCAAAAUCUUUCAGCUCGGUGUUAAACUUCUACAGAACCGGCAAGUUGCACCUGGUUGACGAAAUGUGCGUGCUGGCAUUCAGCGACGAUCUGGAGUACUGGGGCGUCGACGAAUUGUACUUGGAGUCGUGUUGCCAGCACAAGUACCACCAGCGUAAGGAACACGUGCACGAGGAAAUGCGCAAAGAGGCAGAGUCUCUGCGGCAGCGCGACGAGGAAGAGUUUGGCGAGGGAAAGUGCGCGCAUUACCAGAAGAUCCUGUGGGACCUGCUCGAGAAGCCCACCACCAGCAUUGCGGCAAGGGUGAUAGCAGUGAUUUCGAUACUGUUCAUCAUUAUGUCAACGGUGGCACUGACGCUGAAUACGAUACCAUCGCUGCAAGUGGAGACGAAGGGUGUGAUCCAGGACAAUCCGGUUUUUACCAUGGUGGAGGUGGUGUGUAUCACGUGGUUCACGCUCGAAUACCUGCUCCGGUUCAGCGCGUCGCCCAACAAGUGGAAGUUUUUCAAAGGAGGCCUGAACGUGAUCGAUCUGCUGGCCAUACUUCCAUACUUUGUGUCGCUGAUAUUGGUGGCCGAGACGGACCAGACGAACACGCACCAGUUCGAAGACGUGCGCCGCGUCAUACAAAUAUUCCGUAUCAUGCGCAUACUCCGCAUACUCAAGCUGGCCCGGCACUCGACCGGUCUGCAGAGCCUCGGGUUCACGUUGCGCAACUCAUACAAGGAGCUGGGCCUGCUCAUGUUAUUUCUGGCCAUGGGUGUGCUGAUAUUCUCUAGCUUGGCGUACUUUGCCGAGAAGGAGGAGCCCAACACCAAGUUCUUGUCCAUACCCGAAACGUUUUGGUGGGCCGGCAUCACCAUGACCACUGUCGGUUACGGCGACAUAUAUCCGACCACGGCCCUGGGAAAGGUUAUCGGUGGCGUCUGUUGUGUCUGCGGCGUGCUGGUCGUUGCGCUGCCCAUUCCGAUUAUCGUCAACAAUUUUGCCGAGUUCUAUAAAAACCAAAUGCGACGAGAAAAGGCGCUCAAGCGGCGCGAAGCGUUGGAGCGCGCCAAACGCGAAGGAAGUAUCGUGUCCUUCCACCACGUCAACCUCCGGGACGCGUUUGCAAAGAGUAUGGACCUGAUCGACGUGAUCGUCGACAACGAGAGCGACAUUCCGAAGCUGUCCAAACAGAAUUCGCUAAGAUCACACGUGGACAGCAAUUAUUCGCAGAACGACGGGGCGAGUAGCGGCAGCGAGACGGUUCCGUUAAACCCAACACCAGCGCGGGGUGCCACAACCGCUAAACCAGAACACCAAACACUGUUGGACAUCGAUAAUCCAGAACAAAAUGCCAAUUCGUUUGGAAAACCUUUUGAGAGCUCGGGGAAUAUGACCGUGAGUUGUUUUAACGAAAAAUUAGACGAAAAUUUCAAUGAGUUCGAAUGUUGCUCUUGUAGACAAAAGGAGGUUAAGGAGUACUUGGACGCCGAACACCUGACACCAUAUCCAACCAGUGAUCUACGGACGCCGCUCAGCGUGGAGAUGAGAACGCUCAAAGAGGCCGACGGGUCAUCAUCAGGUGGCGGCCAAUGGCGUUCGCGCAACGAAGUGGGCAGCGUUGAUAGCUCAGACACGUACAUCAGCUGCAAGUCACAACCGUUCCAUUCACAAGGUGACUUGACAGCCGACGACCUGCACGACACCGUUUUCGAGCAGGUCAGUCACGUCCCGGCCAGUGGCGUCACCACUGCCGGUAAGGGCAGUGACAGCGGCGGAGUUGGCAUCAACGACUCCAACCUGUACGUAAACCCGCUAGAGAGUACUGGUGGCAAAGGAGGCAAAGGGGGCCCGCCCCGGAGCUUGGGCACGUCGCCGAUGGACGAGUGCAAAGAGUUCUCAGGCAGGACUGCGGCAGUCGGCAGUCGUGGUAGCCUUAACGAAACGGCAAAACAACGAAAGACAAGAUUUUCGCAACAAUCAAACAUUGGAGAAAGUUUAUUUGGCCGAUCGUCUCAAGAAAGUUUGGAUGGCGCACGGAAACGACGACCUUCGUUCGGGUUGUCGUCCAAAACAUUGACUAAUGCUACAAGAAUAAUCAAUCAACAUUUGUUCGGGUUACCACUAAUAUCUAAUAAAACAGGGAAAAGCGGUAAAUCCUCAUCCUCGGUGUCAGCUGAAUCGAUAAACCGUUCUCCGGAACCGCAUCGGAGGUCAAAGUCGAUACUGAAACGGCACCAGAACCAAGGGUCAUUGCAGGCGACUCAAGACUCUUUAUCCGGUAACCACGCAAGAAUAGGCAUCCGGCGGACAGCACAUGUGGACCCAGAAACAGAAAAGCUCAUACCAGACAAUCUAUCGGACUGUUCGCCGGGCAAGAGUCCUAUGUCUCCACAGCAGCAGCAGCAGCAGCAACAGCAACAGCAGCAGCAUCAACAGCAACAGCAGCAGCAUCAACCACCUCAACAGCAGCCAUCACCACUGCCGCUACCGUUGCCACUUCCGCAACCUGUACAUCCACAACCGUCACGACACAAUAACAACCCCCAUCACCACCAGCAGCAACAGCAACAGCAUCAAAACCACCACCGCCACAACAACCACCAUCUCAACAACAACAACGGCCGGAAUACCAGCAGCGGCGGCGGAAGAGCACCGGUCGAAGUGGCGCUGUUGCAGGAUCUUCUUGAGGACUCUGGGGGGCCGAUAUUUAUAUGUCCACCACCGCCGCCCAUGAACGACAACACCGACAAGAGGUACUCGUAGCCGUCGCACUACGUGGUACAUGUAUACGUAUAUUAUAUGAUAUAUAUAUAUUAUAUUUGUGAAAUCGUUUAUUACCACUCGCAAACAAAAUUCGCAGACACACUCGCAUAGAAUAUGAUAUUAUUAUAAUACGAAGACAAUAAUAAUAAUAACAAUAAUAUAAUAAAUAUAAUAUAAUAAAAUAUACACCUAAAACUCGCUCGCCAUUUAGCUACUUAUAAGUAGUGUACUAGUAAUAUUAUGUAUAUUUUAUUAUAUUAUGAAUUAUGAUAUAAUAUAAUAUAUGUGUACAGUCAUCAAGUGCCGCUGCUAUUGCAGUGAAACGACCAUAAAUUGUUACACAACGUGUAAUUAUAUUAGCCAACGAAUAACAAGAACGCUACCGCUCGUUCUGGCUGAGGUACCUCCAAUAAUAUAGUGAUUAAGCCUUUGGACGGCAUUUAAAAUACAUUUUACGUACAAUAUAUAAUAUAUGUAAUAAUAAUAUGUAUACGACCCCAAGAAC
This is a messenger RNA of Melanaphis sacchari, 4338 nucleotides long. RefSeq names its product potassium voltage-gated channel protein Shab (gene Shab). The transcript is spliced from 10 exons. Gene Ontology annotation, cellular component: membrane; voltage-gated potassium channel complex. Gene Ontology annotation, molecular function: delayed rectifier potassium channel activity; protein binding. Bases 633 to 3833 code for a protein of 1066 amino acids. The record is from RefSeq and is a predicted model, not a curated record. Gene Ontology annotation, biological process: protein homooligomerization; potassium ion transmembrane transport. Lineage: Eukaryota; Metazoa; Arthropoda; Insecta; Hemiptera; Aphididae.